This is a messenger RNA of Drosophila novamexicana, 27782 nucleotides long. It is a transcript of the gene bent, whose product is annotated as twitchin. Lineage: Eukaryota; Metazoa; Arthropoda; Insecta; Diptera; Drosophilidae. The record is from RefSeq and is a predicted model, not a curated record. Gene Ontology annotation, molecular function: protein kinase activity; protein binding; ATP binding. The transcript is spliced from 45 exons. The coding region runs from base 121 to 27084 and encodes 8987 amino acids. Gene Ontology annotation, biological process: protein phosphorylation.
UAAAAAAAAAAAAAUAAAUAUAGAUUUGUUUUAGAAUUUCUGCUGAAGAUAUUACCCAUUUAUUUUCCCAGAGCUUAAGAGCCUGAGCCGUUGAAGACGAAAAACGAUAUCCCUCUCAGCAUGGGGGUGGCUGAAGAUUUCGCUCCCAGCUUUGUGAAAAAGCCACAACUGCAUCAAGAAGAUGACGGCAAUCGGUUGAUAUUUGAGUGUCAGCUAGUGUCGUCCCCGAAGCCAGAUAUCGAGUGGUUUCGUAGUGACAACAAAUUAACAGAGGAUGCCAGAACCAAAUUCAAAAUUCAACCCAUCGGGGACAACAAGUUUACGGUAGUAUUAGAGCUCGACGAUGUAGUUGAAACGGAUGCUGGACUUUACAAAGUAAAAGCAAAGAACAAAUCGGGCGAAGUUUCUGCAUCAAUUAACUUAAAUUUCACACUGGGCAAGUUUUCACUUCUAGAAGAUUUAAGACAAAUCGACGGUUUCGCGCCGACAUUCGCGAAAAAACCUGCCAUACGACAAGAAGAGGAUGGAAAACGCCUUUUGUUUGAGUGUCGCGUUAAUGCAGAUCCCUUACCCAAUAUUAUUUGGUUCCAUAACGGCACGCCUGUCCAGGAAUCUUCGAGACACAGGCUUACCAUUGACAAAGACGUCCACUCAUAUUUUGCAACGCUUGAAAUACAAAAUGUUACAGUUGAGGAUGCUGGCAAAUACAAAGUGAACGCAAAAAAUGAGCUGGGUGAAAGUAACGCAACGAUAAGUCUCAACUUUGAUAGCGACGAGGCUCCCGUGCCCGAAAGCACUGAUGGAAUAAAACCUACGUUUACCGAGCGCCCCGUCAUUCGUCAAAGUGAAGAUGGUGGAAAUGUUACAUUUGAAUGUAGAUGCGUUGGAGAUCCCACACCAACGAUUACAUGGUCCCAUGGCGAGACAGUGUUGAGUGAAGGCAAAAGAUAUAAAAUGUCAUUGACAUUGGAUCAGAAGCUAUAUCAUAUGGCGCGCCUAGAGAUAAGCAGCGUUGUAUCCAGUGACCAGGGAGAGUAUAGAGCCCAGGCGAAAAAUAAGCAUGGCUCGGGCGUAGCAACGAUUAAUUUAAAUUUUGAAAGCGGUUCGAAAAAAAUUCCCGAUGGUAAGUCGCCGCGUUUUCCUAAAAAGCCGACAAUACGUCAAGAGGAGGAUAUUUUGAUAAUGGAAUGCAUCCUGGAAGCCCAUCCAGUGCCGGACAUUACAUGGUAUUGCUCAGAUAAGCAAAUUAUAGACAACGAGAGAACUAAAAUGACGCGCAAGGCCAUAACCAAAGAUAGCUAUGUCCUAACCCUCGAGAUUCAAAACCCAACAAAAGAUGAUGGCGGCAACUAUAGAUGCAAUGCUAUAAAUAUGUUUGGGGAAAGCAAUGCGAAUAUAGCGCUUAAUUUCCAAGGCGCCAAUGACGCAAAUGGUUUUGCUCCCUCGUUCAUUGAGAAACCGAGGAUUAUACCAAAUGAGACGGGCACUUUGAUUACUAUGAAGUGCAAAUGCAAGGCUAAGCCGGAACCCACUGUCACAUGGUACAGGGGACAGGAUUUAGUGGAGAAAAGCAAAAAAAUUAAAAUAAACAGUACUGUCAUCGCAGAGGACACCUAUGAGCUGACGCUGGAAAUAAAGGAUCCCGGCGCCACCGAUGGCGGCACUUACAGAUGUAAUGUAAAAAAUGAAUAUGGCGAAUCAAAUGCCAACCUCAAUCUAAACAUUGAAGCUGAGCCCGAGCCCGAAGGGGAAGGGCCAACAUUCAUUGAAAAGCCCCGCAUUAUUUCGGAAAAUAAUGGUAAGCUCGUCAUUAUGGAGUGCAAGGUAAAGGCAGAUCCAAAGCCAGACAUCGUUUGGUUCCGCAACGGUGAGGUUAUCAAGGAGAGCAAUAAACUCAAAAUAUUCAUGGAACAACGUGGCGAUCAAUACUAUAUUAAAUUGGAAUUAAUAGAUCCGCAGUUAGAAGACUCAGGUCUCUACAAAUGCAACAUUAAGAACUCAUUAGGCGAAUUAAACGCAAACCUCACGCUCAAUAUUGAAAUUGUACCUGUUAUCAAGGACAAACCAAAAAUCAUCAAGAUCAUUAAAAAGCGAACUGUUGUCAUUGAGUGCGUCGUUGCGUCUAAAUUUGAGCCCAAAUGCACCUGGUACAAAGAGACAAAUACGGUAACGGAAAGCAAACGCCACGUUUAUUUUGUUGAAAAAACAAAGGAAGGCGAGUUUGCUGUCAAACUCGAAAUCAAUGAGGUUGAGGAAAGUGAUAAGGGCGCAUACAAACUGGUGGCCAGCAACGAGAAGGGUGAAGCAGUUUCACAGGUCGUCAAUCUUGUUGACAUUCCAGAAGAAGAACGUAAGCCCUCAAAACCAGAAAUCGCACGCAAGCUGGUUGACCAAAAGGUCACGGAAUCUAAGACGUUCGAGCUUAUAAUAAGCCUAAAGAAUUCGGAUCGUAAGUGUAAGGUGGAGUGGUACAAGAGUAGCACCCUAAUUCGUGAGACAAAAGAUAUAACUACAACAUUUGAUGGCACGACGGCGAGGCUAACAUUUAGUAGUGCCAAAUCUGAGCACACUUCAAAUUACAAGGUCGUCGUGUCAAAUGAACUCGGCAAGGAUGAGUCCACCUGCAAGGUAACUGUGGAAAAGAAGGACAAAAAGAAGGACGAAAAGUCUGAACAGGAGAAGGAGAAAGAAGAAGCUGAAAAGAAGCAAAAGGUAAUUGAAACUAAAACUAAAACCAAAGAAAUCAGUAAACAAGAAGACUUAGCCGAACAAGAGCAGCAAGCAAAUCAAAUAUCUUUAAGAGUCCAGAAUAAUCAGAUUGAUAAUCAACAAAUUAGUGUCAUCUCCUACGAACAAGCUAACAUUCAAGAGCAGCACUCAACGCUUAUUGUUCAACAAACUAAGCAAACUAAACAACAGCAGGUUAGCGAAACACAUGUUUCUUAUAGUUCAGAAGUGCAGGAAGCACACCACCAAGAAUUGCGCGUACAAGAACAUAGUUCACACAAGGUUCAAGCCAAGGUAUCCUCCACCUCCACCAUCGAAGCCCAGCCAACGUCGGGAUUAUCUAUAUACCAGAUACCUAAACUAAAGUCGCGAACGACAUCGGAGCCCCCAGUCAAAGUUUCUGAAUCGAAAGAAAAAAAUAUCUUUGGGGUGAAGUUGAUACCCGUGAAACAUGUUUUAAGUGAUGAGGGACCUGCAGAGCAGAUUGGCUUAAAGAAGGUUGAACGCAAGGCUAGUAUUGUGUCCGUUAAAGAAGAAUCAAAGUCAGAGACACGUCGUAAGUCAAUAAUCAAAAGCCACGAGCAAACAUCUGAAGAAGAUACAAAAACUGUAUCAAGGAGGUCCUCACUUGCGGUUGAAGAAAGCGUAUCGGAAUCAAGACGUUCAUCUGUGGUCGAUAAGAAGGCCUUAGAGCAGGUUGAGAGCAAAAAAAUUGAAGCCAACAAUAAUCCACAAGCUAUUAAGGAAGAGAUCCCCAAGCUGAAACCGGCCGAUAAACGGCGAAUUCCAAAGACUGUAGAAGAGCAAAAACCAGCCGAAGAGCUGCCCAAGCUGCGUAAAACAUCUAUUGCAAAGCCAAAGGAAGAACCUAUACCAGAAGCUGCUAAAUCAAAGGCUAAAGGAAAGCCAAAAGCUAAGCCAAAGUACGAGGAGCUUCCAGAAAUUCCAGAUUACGAGCGACCAGCACUUGAGAAGUACGAAAAGUCAGAUUUUACUCCAUCAGAUUUUGCUCGGGAGCUCGAAAUACCAAAUAAAAUGGAAAAGCCAGCAUUGGAAACGGCCAAAAAGCCAGCGGAGGUAGUUCCCCAAAAGAAUGGUUUGCCAAAGAAAACCGAAGUAAUAGAACAACCAGCCGAAGAACCAAAAACUAUUAAGUUAGGCAAAGGCAAAUUGCCUGAUGAUGAGGACACAAGAGAUGGUGCUACGCUGAAACCUGUGAUUGUCGAACCAGAGAAAGAUAAACAAAAUGCGGAAAAAUCGGAAGAGGCUGAAAAACCAUCUCUGAUGGAUAUAAUAAAGCAGCGACGUCGUUCCUCAGUCAGAAACUUGAUGACCAAGGAACCUAUUCAAAACGAGUCCUUCCUUGGGGUAGUUUUGAAACCCGUCGUAAAGGAUGCUAAAGAGCAAGUUGCACCCCAACAAGCAAAGCAAUUACAUAAGGCAAAUGUAACGGAAAAGUUUAAUCCCUCAAAAGCAUCCAAAGCGCAAAUAUCUGAUAUGAAAAAGCCUGAAGCCUUAGCAACCAUUGUGGACGAUUAUGAACGCCCACAGUUAGAAAAAUAUGAGCCUAUUGAAUUUGAGAAAACUAAAUCCGAGAAACCCACACCAGUCGUAAAGUCCCCGGAUCAAAAUGCUCCUGAAGUCAAAUUACCCGUCGAAGAUUCAAAGGAGGAAAAGCCAAAGGUACCCAAAAUGCAGCCUCCAGCGCCCGGUGACCCACCAAAGAUCGAGGUAAUUCGAGAGAAGCGCCCGUCCCUAGCACCAGAGCCUCCCAGUCGACGUGGCUCCCUAGUUCCCCCAGCGGACACGGGUCGUCGACCCUCCUUGAUCAUCAAUGAUGAGAAGAAACUCCGCCCCGGCGAAGUCAUGGAUACACGGUUGUUGAGGCCAGGCGAGGUUGGUGAAGGACAGCGGAGACGUCCCUCUAUUGAUGUGCGCAGACCCAGCGUUCAGGAUUUAGAAGAUCUUAUAAAUAAACCAUCUACGCCACUGCGCGAUAUCGGCGAUGGUGGUCCACCCACAAUUAUCGAUGUUCAAGAGUCAUACUCCGCGGUUGAAGACUCGACGGCCUACCUUACAGUUGGUGUCGAGGGUAACCCAGCUCCCACAUUCAAAUUCUACAAAGGAGUUACAGAGAUUAUUGAAGGUGGUCGGUAUAAGUUCCUCACAGAUGGACAAACGAACACAAUCACAUUAUGCAUGCGUAAGUGCAAGCCCAACGAUGAGGGCAAAUAUAAGGUUGUUGUUUCCAAUAUACACGGCGAGGACUCGGCCGAGAUGCAGUUAUAUGUCUCCGAUUCCAGUGGCAUGGAUUUCCGUGCCAUGUUAAAGAAACGCCGUUAUCAAAAAUGGGACAAAGAAGAACAAGACCCCAAUUGGGGCGAUCUUAAAGAAACUGAAAAACCAUUACCGGCUUUAAAGAAAGUCGAAAGGAAGGUAGAAUCUUUCCUUAGUCCACUGAUCGAUCAGUUCGCUAAGGAAGGCAAGGAUAAGAAGGUUGUAUUCGAGGCGAGAUUCAGCAAACCCAACUGCAAACCCAAGUGGCUAUUCCGAAAGGAUGAGGUUUUUACAGGCAGCAAAUUCAAAUUCAAACAGGAGAAUGAUACAUAUCAGCUGAUAAUUAGUACACCAAAGGUAGAAGACAGUGGAAAAUACACAAUUGAGAUCGGCGGUGUGUCUAGUACGGCAUUCCUUAAUGUCGAGGAAGCUGAUCCCACAUAUACAUUUACAAAGCCUCUCAAAAAGAAACUAGAAGGUUUUACACGGCAUGAAACGACUCUGGAGUGCUCCGUUAGCAGCAGCAUGGCGAAUGUCAGCUGGUUUAAGGACAACCAAAAGCUGGAAUCUGAUGAUCCACGUUAUUUGAUCUCGAAAGACAUUAAUGGCAAUCUAAAGCUUAUUAUCAAAGAGUCAGUUUUGGAGGACGCUGGCCAAUACAGAUGCCAAUUGGACAAGCAACCAGAUAAAACGGAAUGUGCCCUAAAGAUAGUAGAGUACCCAUAUAAAUUUGUCAAGGUGCUCAAAUCACAGCAGUGCAUUGAGAAGGACACAGUAACGCUUGCUUGCGAAAUUGACGAUGCUCAAGGUGAUGUUCAAUGGUUCCGCAAUGGUGAGGAAAUCAAGCCAGACAAGCGAAUGCAAGUCGUCAAGGAUGGCCGUAAGCGGAAGCUUAUUAUCAAGGAUUGUAAAGUAACUGAUGCCGGUCAGUUCAAGUGUACAACCAAUGCUGAUCAGACUGAUGCAGAGAUAAUCAUAAACUAUCAAAACCGAUUUAACAAGAAACUUAAGGACACUGAUGCUGUGGAGCGAGAAAAACUAGUGUUAGAUGUCGAGCUGCAGGACCAGACAGCCCCAUGCGACUGGAAGUUCAAUGGCGAACCAAUAGUACCCAACGAGCGCAUUGAAAUCAAGAACUUGGGCGGUGGCAAACACCAGCUGGUUUUCAACGGUCUAGACUUAUCCGACGCAGGUGAAAUUACCUGUGAAUCAGGACAGCUAACAUCAACGUGUAAGCUUUCCGUACGAAAGGGGGAAAGCAGACCUAAUAUUGACUGUCCGGAUGAGUUUGCAGAACCAAUUAGUGCGCCAGUUGUCAUUGAGGUGCCAUACAAAGUAAGCGGUACUAAGCAAACACCAGUGGAGGCAAAAUUAAUUAAAGACGGAAAGCCUUUGCCUGUCAAGGAUGUCGAGGUUGCGAUAACCGAUGAUAAAGUCACGUUUAAAAUUAAAAAACCAUCAAGGGAUUUAUCGGGACCUUAUCAAAUCAAAAUUUCAAAUGGACAAGGCGAAGAUACUAAGGAUGUUAACAUUAUUUGCCAAGACGUUCCACAGCCACCACAAGAUGUUGAUGUUACCGACGUAUAUCAAACAUCGUGCGUGGUUAACUUUAAGCCACCGGCAGAUGAUGGCGGUUCUCCCAUUACAAAAUAUGUCAUCGAACGGCAAGACUUGAGCAAAAAACAGGGCUGGGAACCUGUCGCUGAGGUUCUACCAAAUGAACCACGUCUCAAAAAGAUUGAUGACUUGGUGCCAAAGAAGCAGUACAGAUUCCGCAUUCGUGCUGUAAACAAACUUGGUCCAUCUGACCCGGCAACAUUUAAAAACUCCAUACUUGCGAAAGAUCCAUGGGACGAGCCCGGCAAACCCAAGGCCGUUGACCUUACUGACUGGGAUAAGGAUCACGCUGAUCUUAAGUGGGAGGCACCAGAUAGUGAUGGUGGCGAUCCAAUUACCUCCUAUGUUAUUGAAUACAAAGAGAAAUUUUCAAACGAUUGGGUACCCGGCAAAGAAGUGCCGGGAGAUGCUAGAACGGGCACAGUUGAAAAUCUUAAGGAGGGCCAACAGUACGAAUUUCGAGUCCGUGCUGUUAAUCGGGCAGGUCCUGGCGAGCCUAGCGACAAGACUAAAGCCAUUAUAGCCAAAUGCCGAUUUGUUAAACCUUUUCUUGUUGGUGAUGGUCUUAAAAAUAUUACUGUGAAAAAGGGACAGACCAUACGCUAUGAUAUUAAAUACGAUGGAGAACCAGAGCCAGUAGCUAGUUGGAUAAAGUCCAAUGAACCUCUCAAGUUUGAUAAUCAGCGUAUCUGUCUCGAACAGCUUGAACGCAACUCAUCGAUAACUAUCAAAAAAUCUGUGCGUAAUGACACUGGCAAAUAUAAGCUGGUAUUGACCAACAGUUCGGGAACAAUUGAAUCUGAAGCACAAGUUGUGGUCUUAGAUCGUCCGUUAGCACCAGGUGGUCCAUUUGAGGCAGAAGAGGUUCGUGCUCAUCGCAUUAAGAUGAAGUGGAAAAGACCCCCAGAUGAUGGUGGCUGUGAAAUCACGGGAUAUGCCCUCGAACGCAUGGAUGAAGAGACUGGACGUUGGAUACCCUCCGGCGAAGUUGGCCCAGACGAAACCUCAUUUGACUUUAAGGGUCUUACUCCAAACAAAAAAUAUAAAUUCCGCGUCAAAGCUAUCAACAAAGAGGGUGAGUCCGAGCCACUGGAGACAACCGACGCGAUUCUUGCCAAGAAUCCCUAUGAUCCACCAAGCCCACCCAGCCAACCCGUAAUUGAUGAUUAUGAUAAUAAGAGUGUCUCGCUUAAGUGGAAACGCCCACCAUCUGACGGCGGACGUCCUAUUACCCAUUACGUUGUUGAAAUUAAGGACAAAUUCUCGCCUACAUGGAGUGAAGUAGCUAAAACAGAGGAUCCAACACCCGAAUGUAAGGUGGAGGGCCUUAAGGAAAAAAUGAUAUAUCAGUUCCGAGUGCGUGCAGUCAAUAAGGCUGGUCCUUCGGAACCUUCUCAACCAACUGACAAUCAUCUUUGCAAGCAUAAAAACCUUAAGCCACAAAUUGAUAGAUCGACGUUCAAGCGAGUGACAAUCAAAAGCGGACGUACACACAAGUGGUCGGUUGAUAUUACCGGCGAGCCCGUACCCGAACUGCACUGGAGUUGGCGUGAUGAUAUUCCGCUAACAACCGGGGAUCGCAUAAGUAUUGAGAACGUAGAUUAUCACACGGACUUUGUUAUCACGAAUGCUAAGCGCCAGGACAGUGGAUUUUACUCAUUAAAGGCGGAAAACCGUAAUGGGGUUGACCGCGAGACUGUUGAGCUAGUGGUUCUUGGUAAGCCCAGUUCUCCGAAAGGACCUCUUGCUGUCAGCGAUGUCACAGCAACUGGAUGUAAGCUGCAGUGGAAAAAACCGGAUGAUGAUGGAGGCGUACCUAUCAAGGAGUAUGUUGUCGAAAAAAUGGACACAGCAACAGGCAAAUGGGUCAGGGUUGGCCGUUCGCCAGGCGAAAAGGAACCGCCAAGCUUUGAUGUUACAGGCUUAAAUCCCGGUUCCGAAUACAUGUUCCGCGUAUCUGCUGUCAAUGAGGAGGGCGAAUCUGAGCCCCUGACAACGCUUGUAGGAGUUGUUGCCAAGGAUCCAUUUGAUGAACCUAAUAAGCCAGGCACCCCGGAAGUAACUGAUUACGAUAAUCAGAGCAUCAGCCUAAAAUGGACACCCCCCAAAAACGAUGGCGGUGCCCCAAUACAAAAAUAUAUCAUUGAAAAGAGGGAUAAGAAUAAGCCAGAUUGGGAAAAGGCUUUGGAAAUCCCUGGUGACCAAUUAGAAGCUACAGUUGCUGGUCUGCAAGAAUAUGGUGAAUACCAGUUCCGUGUCAUUGCUGUCAACAAAGCCGGUCCAUCUCCACCAUCAGACGCGAGCGUUCCGCAGGUGGCCAAGUACAAAAAAUUGAAACCUCGCAUAGACAGGAUUAAUUUAAAGCCCCUGUUAAUUCGCGCUGGUAAGCCCAUAAAGUAUGAUGUGAAUGUACGCGGUGAACCUGUUCCAACAAUAACAUGGUACCAAAACGACAAAGAACUCAAGCCUGAGGACCUGCCAAGCAAUUGCGAAAUUCAAAAUAUUCCUCACAAUACAAAAAUUUCUAUUAUUGAUACUGUAAGAAAGCAUACGGGCACAUAUAAGAUUCGUGCUGUAAAUGAACAUGGUGAAGAUGAAGCAGACGUUGAAGUAAAUGUUUUGGCUCCUCCCGGUAAACCAAAGGGUCCUUUAACUGUUAAAGAUAUUACCAAAGAUAGUUGUAAAUUGAAGUGGCAAAAGCCCGACGAUGAUGGUGGUAAACCCAUCACGGCUUACCAAGUCGAAAAAUUCGAUAAGAAACAAGGCCGGUGGGUACCUGUCGGUCGAGCCUCCGGAAAUGAUACCGAAUUUGAUGUCAAGGGCCUUCAGGAAGGCCAUGAAUAUCAGUUUAGGGUUAAAGCCAUCAAUGAGGAAGGUGAAUCCGAGCCUCUAGAGACCGAUGGAAGUAUAUUAGCAAAGAACCCAUAUGAUGCUGCCAGUAAGCCAGGUACUCCAAAGAUAGAUGAUUACAAUGAGCAUAUGGUAAAGCUAAAGUGGGAGGCUCCAAAGGACGACGGUGGUGCGCCAAUCACUGGCUAUAUAAUUGAAAAGAAGGAUAAAUUUUCACCCAUUUGGGAUGAAGUCCUCACUACGAAUACGCCUGCACCUGAGGCAACUGUCGAUGGCCUUACCGAAGGAAACGUGUAUCAAUUCCGUGUCCGUGCAAUCAAUAAGGCCGGACCAAGUGAGCCCAGCGAUGCAACGGAACCUCAUUUGGCGAAGCCAAGAAAUCUGAAGCCAACUAUAAACCGCGAAAAAAUGAAGCCCGUGAAAGUACGAGCUGGCCAAACGGUUAAGUUUGAUGUAGAUGUUAAAGGAGAGCCGGCCCCUACUCUAACUUGGUCCUUCAAGGAAAAAGAAGUAACACCUAGUGGACAGUUGCGAUUAGAUAAUGAAGAUUAUAAUACAAAACUAGUAUUAUUGGACACAACACGGAAAGACAGUGGAGUGUAUAAGCUUAAAGCUGAAAAUAUAAAUGGUGUUGACGAGGCUGAAGUUGAAGUAAUUAUAUUAGAUAAGCCGGCAAAGCCCGAAGGACCCUUAGAAGUGUCUGAUAUACAUAAAGAGGGUUGCAAGCUGAAAUGGAAGAAACCCAAAGACGAUGGAGGAGUGCCUCUAUCAGGCUAUGCUAUCGAAAAAAUGGAUACAGCAACUGGUAAAUGGGUACCAUGUGGAACUGUAGAUCCCGAGAAGACAGAGUUCGAUGUUAAAGGCUUGGAUCCAAAUCAUCGAUAUCAAUUCAGAAUUAAGGCCCUUAAUGAAGAGGGCGAAUCAGAACCACUCGAAACAGAAUCGGCCAUUACUGCUAAGAAUCCAUUUGAUAUAUCUGCACCACCUGGCCUUCCAGAACUUGAGGAUUGGGAUGAGCACCAUGUUAAAUUAAAAUGGGAACCGCCAAUCCGUGAUGGAGGCACUCCCAUCACAAAUUAUAUCAUUGAGGUUAUGGACAAAGAUUCUGGGGAGUUCAUAAAAGCAGCAGAAACAGAAGGUCCAAUUUGCAAGGGUGUCGUGAAAAAGCUUGAAGAGGGUCAGCAAUAUAAAUUCCGUGUUCGCGCUGUAAACAAAGCUGGUCCUUCGGAACCAUCAGAGCAAACCAAUUGGCAUACGGCAAAGCCGCGCUUCCUGAAGCCACAUAUAGAUCGAACAAACCUGAAGCCUGUUAUUGUGAAAGCAGGCUUAUCGAUCAGCUUGGAUAUUAAUGUUAAGGGUGAGCCAGCUCCAAAGGUGGAAUGGCUGUUCAAUGGAUUACCUGUGAUCAGUGAUGAGGAAGGAAUUAAAAUCGACAAUGUUGACUAUAAUACGAAAUUCUUUGUUAUGCGAGCCAAACGUCCUCAGAGUGGCAAAUACACUAUUAAAGCUACAAAUGAGGUCGGCGAGGACGUUGCCGAACUAGAUGUGACUGUAUUGGGCAAGCCAGGUAAGCCAAAGGGUCCUCUGCAGGUCAAUGAUAUGACAAAGCACAGCUGUAAGCUGAAAUGGGAAAAGCCUGAAGAUGAUGGUGGCGCACCAAUUGACUAUUAUGAAAUAGAAAAACUUGAUCCACAUACUGGCCAAUGGCUUCCAUGUGGCAAGAGUGCCGAGCCUGAAGCGAAGGUGAUUGGUUUACAUGAGGGCAAGCCCUAUAAAUUCCGUGUUCGCGCUGUCAAUAAAGAGGGAGAGUCUGAGGAUCUGGAAACAGAUAAGCCCGUUAUUGCUAAGAAUCCGUUUGAUGAGCCAGACAAGCCUGGUCGACCAGAGCCUACUAAUUGGGAUAAGGACUUUGUUGACUUAGCUUGGGACCCACCCAAAAACGAUGGUGGUGCUCCUAUCCAGAAAUACAUAAUCCAAAUGCGUGACAAAUCCGGACGCGCAUGGAUAGACGCGGCUACAGUUCCUGGUGACAAACCCAAGGGCACUGUAACGGCUGUUGAAGAAGGACAUGAAUACGAGUUUCGCGUUGUAGCUGUUAAUAAGGCUGGUCCCAGCGAGCCCAGCGAUGUUUCUAAAUCGGUUGUAGCGAAACCUCGGUUCUUGAAGCCCCAUAUUGAUCGAAAGAACUUACAAAAGAAAAUCAUGCGAAGCGGUCAAAUGUUGCACAUGGAUGCAGCUGUUAAAGCAGAACCGCCAGCCAAAAUAGCUUGGACCUACAAUGGAGCCGAAAUUAAGACCAGCGACAAGAUCAAAAUUGAGAACGAGGAAUACAAAACAACAUUUAUAAUGCCAAAAGUUAGGCGUUCCGAUAAAGGUACAUACAUUGUGACAGCUAAAAAUGAUUCCGGCGUAGACACCGUAGAGGUCGAGCUUGAAGUAUUAUGCAAGCCAAGCAAGCCAAAUGGUCCUUUGGCCGUGUCCGAUGUUACAGCCGAAAGCGUUCACUUGAAAUGGGAUAAGCCAGACGAUGAUGGUGGCGAGCCCAUAGAACAUUACGUUGUUGAGCGUAUGGAUACAGAAACAGGUCGAUGGGUACCAGUUCUAACGACUAAAACACCUGAAGCGGACGUUACUGGUCUAACUGAAGGCAAGGAAUACCUAUUCCGAGUUAAGGCUGUGAAUGCCGAAGGAGAGUCAGAGCCUCUGGUAACAGAUACUCCAGUCACGGCGAAAAAUCCAUACGAUGCCGCGGAUACACCUGGUAAGCCACAAAUUACCGACUGGUCAGCAAAUCAUGCAGAUCUUAAAUGGCGUGCUCCCGACGACGAUGGAGGUGCACCUAUUACUGGAUACAUUGUUGAAAAGAAAGAUAAUAAUACCGGGAAAUGGCAAAAGGUUUUGGAAACAAAUACGCCCGACUGCAAAGCUCGUGUUAACGAUUUAAUCGAAGGCACCAAAUAUCAGUUCCGCGUAAAAGCUGUUAACAAAGCAGGUCAAAGUAAGCCAUCCGAAGCCUCAGACCAAAUGACCGCCAAGGAUCGCUUCGCAGCACCCAAAAUUGAUAGAACCAAUAUUAAGGAUAUCACAGUUAAGGCCGGCCAACAUAUUCGUUAUGACAUCAAGAUUUCUGGCGAGCCGCCACCAAGCAAAACAUGGUUCCAUAAUAAAGCCCGCAUUGAUGACGAUGACUACAAUAUUGACAUUGAGUCGUAUCGCACAAAACUAGCCGUACCUUUUGCAAAGCGAUUACACACCGGUAAAUAUACCAUUAAAGCCGAAAAUGAGUCGGGCCAUGAUGAAGCUUCAUUUGAAGUAACGGUUCUGGAUAAGCCUGCACCACCAGAAGGUCCGCUACGUGUGACAGAUGUUCACAAAGAAGGAUGCAAGCUGAAAUGGAACCCACCUCUGGAUGAUGGUGGUCUACCUAUAGAACACUAUGUUGUUGAAAAAAUGGACGUGGAAACCGGACGCUGGCUACCCUCUGGUCGCUUUAAGGAACCAUUCGCUGAAUUGAGUAACUUAGAGCCCGGUCACGAAUAUAAAUUCAGAGUACUAGCUGUAAAUACUGAAGGAGAAUCAGAACCCUUAGUCGGUGAGCAUUCUAUAGUUGCAAAGAAUCCAUUUGAUGAACCCGGCAAGCCCGGCACUCCGGAGCCAGUUGAUUGGGACAAAGAUCGUGUGGAUUUGGUUUGGCGGCCACCACUUAAUGACGGUGGAUCACCGAUUACCGGUUAUGUUGUUGAAAAGCGUGAAAAGGGCACAGAUAAAUGGAUUAAAGGAGCGGAAAUUAACGCCCCUGCGCUCGGUGAGGAAUGCAAAGCUUCAGUGCCAAACCUUGACGAAAACUGCGAGUACGAGUUUAGAGUUAAGGCCAUCAAUGCAGCUGGUCCUGGCGAACCAUCGGAUGCGAGCAAAUCGGUCAUAACUAGACCAAGAAAGUUGGCACCAAAGAUUGACCGCAAAAAUAUACGUACCUAUAAUAUCAAGGCAGGUGAGCCAAUUUUCCUGGAUAUUAAUGUCAGUGGUGAACCAGCUCCCGAAAUAAGUUGGACUCAAAAUGGCAAAAUCGUUUACUCGACACCCGUAAGCAAAAUCGAAAAUGUUCCCUACAACACCAAAUACAUCAACAGUAAUCCAGAGCGAAAGGAUACCGGAUUAUAUAAAAUUGCCGCGCAUAAUCUUUAUGGUCAAGAUCAAGUCGAAUUUCAGAUUAAUAUCAUAACUAAGCCCGGCAAGCCCGAGGGCCCGCUGGAAGUAUCCGACAUUCACAAGGACGGCUGCAAACUGAAAUGGAAAAAACCAAAAGAUGAUGGCGGCGAGCCAAUCGACAGUUAUUUGGUCGAAAAAUUCGACCCCGAUACAGGUGUUUGGUUACCUGUAGGUAAAAGUGAUGUACCAGAAAUAACAGUUGAUGGCCUGAUACCUGGUCACGAGUACAAGUUCCGAGUGAAGGCAGUGAACAAGGAAGGCGAAUCUGAACCACUUGAAACUUUGGGAUCAAUUAUCGCUAAGGAUCCAUUCACGGUACCUUCAAAACCAGGAGCGCCAGAACCUACUGACUGGACUGCCAAUAAAGCAGAGCUCUCAUGGAAUGAACCAGCUAGCGAUGGUGGAUCACCCAUUACUGGAUAUAUUAUUGAAAUUAAAGACAAGUACAGUCCACUAUGGGAUAAGGCUUUGGAAACCGACUCUCCUGCACCAGUCGCUACUGUCAAUGGUCUUAUUGAAGGAAAUGAAUACCAGUUCCGAGUAAUUGCCCUAAACAAGGGCGGCCAAUCCGAGCCCUCUGAGGCGAGCAAGACAUUUAUUGCAAAGCCGCGCUACCUGGCUCCCAAAAUAGACCGAAGAAACCUACGCGACGUAACGAUAUCGGCAGGAACCGCUCUAAAGUUAGAUGCAGUUAUUACGGGCGAACCGGCACCAAAGGUGGAAUGGAAAUUCUCGAAUUACCUAUUGCAAUCUGGAAAGAACACUACAAUCGAAACACCUGACUACUACACCAAACUAGUAAUUCGACCAACUCAGCGAGGUGACUCCGGAGAAUAUUUAGUAACAGCAACAAACAGCUCGGGCAAAGACAGUGUGCUUAUCAACGUCAACAUUACCGAUAAGCCAACGCCACCUAAUGGACCGCUUCAAAUAUCUGAUGUGCAUAAGGAAGGAUGUCAUCUGAAAUGGAAGCGACCUAACGAUGAUGGAGGCACCCCAAUUGAGUACUUCCAAAUCGAUAAGUUAGAUCCCGAAACUGGAUGUUGGCUACCAUGCGGCCGAUCAACGGAGCCUCAGGCUGACAUUACGGGUCUUACGCCCGGCAAUGAAUAUAAAUUUAGAGUGUCAGCUGUUAAUGCAGAAGGCGAAUCAGCUCCGUUAGUUGGCGAGGAAUCGAUAAUUGCCAAAAAUCCGUUCGACGAACCAGGUAAACCGGAAAAUCUAAGGGCAACUGAUUGGGAUAAGGAUCACAUCGAUUUGGCAUGGACACCUCCACUCAACGAUGGUGGAUCUCCUAUAACUGGUUAUCUUGUUGAAAAGAAAGACAAAUAUGGACAGUGGGAGAAGGCACUGGAAGUUCCAGCAAAUCAAUGCAAAGCUACUGUUCCUGAUCUAACUGAAGGUGAAGCCUACGAGUUCCGCGUUAGCGCUAUUAAUGCCGCUGGUCCAGGUGAGCCAUCUGAUGCAACGGCUCCAAUUGUAGCAAAAUCACGCAAUAAGCCCCCAGUUAUUGAUCGCUCCAAUCUAAUCGAAGUCCGUAUCAAGGCUGGACAAGCAUUUACAUUUGAUUGCAAGGUCUCUGGAGAACCAGCACCAAAAACUAAAUGGCUACUUAAAAGGAAAGAGGUAUAUUCGAAAGAUAAUCUCAAGGUUACCCAUGUCGAUUACAAUACCAAGCUGAAAGUUACAAAUGCGACACGCUCUGAUUCUGGUCUCUAUACAGUGCAUGCUGAAAACUAUAACGGUGAAGACAGUGCUGACGUUAAGGUAACUGUUAUUGAUAAGCCAUCACCUCCGAAUGGCCCACUUAAGGUGGAGGAUGUUCAUGCAGAAGGAUGCACGCUCAACUGGAAUCUACCGGACGAUGAUGGCGGUCAGCCUAUUGAAAACUAUGUUGUUGAAAAAAUGGAUGAAGCAACUGGCCGCUGGGUACCAGCCGGGGAGACAGAUGGACCAGUCACCAGCCUCAAAGUAAAGGGCUUAACGCCAGGGCAUAAAUAUAAGUUUAGAGUACGUGCCAAGAAUCGUCAGGGCACAUCAGAUCCACUUACCACACCUCACGCGACUGAAGCUAAAAACCCAUACGACGAGCCUACCAAACCAGGUACACCAUCAAUUAAAGAUUUUGACAAAGAUUUUGUUGACUUAGAAUGGGCAAGGCCUGAAAGCGAUGGUGGAUCCCCAAUAAGCGGUUACAUAAUUGAAAAGCGUGAUAAAUACUCACCAAAUUGGGAACCGUGCGCAGAGAUCGAUGGCGAUGUAACCAGCGGACAUGUGCCUGACUUGAUUGAAGGUGUUAAAUAUGAAUUCCGUGUAAGGGCUGUGAACAAAGCUGGCCCGGGUGUUCCUAGCGAUGCAACUGAACCUCAUGUUGCGCGUGCAAAGAACGUGGCACCAAAGAUUGAUAGGAAUUUCAUGUUAGACAUUAAAACUCGAGCUGGAAACGUAUUUGAAUUCGAUGUACCAGUUAGUGGAGAGCCAAUUCCAUGCAAGGAAUGGACUCAUGAAGAUAACAUGGUUAUAAAUACAGAUCGUGUGAAAAUUUCAAAUUACGAAGAUCGUACAAAAUUACGAAUUAUCGAUGCUAAACGAGCAGAUACGGGAUUGUACACUUUGGUUGCUCGUAAUAUUAAUGGCAUUGAUAAGCAUACUGUGAAAGUGACAGUCUUAGAUGUACCAACUGCACCUGAAGGUCCACUACGUGGCGAUGAAGUCACCAAAAACUCUAUGACGUUACGGUGGCGACCACCCAAAGAUGAUGGCGGUUCCGAGAUAACUCAUUAUGUAGUUGAGAAAAUGGAUAAUGAAGCAAUGCGCUGGGUACCAGUUGGCGAAUGUGCUGGCACUGAGGUACGUGCUGACAAUCUCAUUGAAAACCAUGAUUAUAACUUUAGAGUGCGUGCUGUAAACAAGCAAGGACAGUCUCAACCAUUGACUACUUCCCAAGCCAUUACGGCUAAGGACCCAUACUCGCAUCCGGAUAAGCCAGGUCAACCACAAGCUGCUGAUUGGGGUAAAGACUUUGUGGACUUGGAAUGGGCCGCACCGAAACGUGAUGGUGGCGCACCAAUUACUUCAUAUAUUGUGGAAAAGAGACCCAAAUUCGGGCAAUGGGAGCGGGCUGCUGUGGUACCCGGCGAUGAGCGAAAGGCCCAUAUACCCGAUCUAACUGAUGGCGGGGAGUAUGAGUUCCGGGUAAUCGCUGUAAAUCGUGGUGGACAGAGCGAUCCAUCCGAUCCUUCUGGUACUAUUGUCUGCAAGCCUCGUUUCCUGGCUCCAUUCUUCGACAAGUCGCUAUUAGAUGACAUAACUGUACAUGCUGGCAAGCGGCUGGGUUGGACGCUUCCAAUAGAAGCUUCUCCUCGACCCACCAUCAAAUGGCUAUUCAAUGGCAAAGAAAUUGAGCCAAGUACCCGAAUUGAGUCAAAUCUUUUCCAAAAUGAGCUGACCUUUGAAAUACCAUCGGCACUUCGAACAGAUGAGGGUCGCUACACAUUAAUACUAAAAAACGAGCACGGCUCAUUUGAUGCAUUGGCACAUGCAACCGUUCUCGAUCGGCCAUCACCUCCAAAGGGUCCACUGGACAUAUCAAAAAUCACAAGGGAUGGCUGCCAUUUGGCAUGGCAUGUUCCAGACGAUGAUGGCGGCUCACCAAUAUUGCAUUACAUUAUUGAAAAAAUGGAUUUGUCUAGAGGUACAUGGUCAGAUGCUGGCAUGAGUACACAUCCUGUCCAUGAUGUGAUAAGACUUGUACAUCGCAAAGAAUAUUUAUUCCGUGUUAAGGCGGUCAACGCAAUUGGCGAAUCCGAGCCAUUGGAAGCUUCCAAGAGUAUAAUUGCUAAAAAUGAGUUUGAUGAGCCCGAUGCACCAGGUAAACCAAUUGUCACCGAUUGGGAUCGCGAUCAUGUUGAUCUACAAUGGGCCGCGCCAAAAUCGGAUGGUGGUGCACCUCUAAGCGAAUAUAUUAUACAAAAGAAGGAAAAGGGCAGCCCAUAUUGGGUGAAUGUUGUACAUGUACCACCAAACAAAACAGCAGCAACCGUUCCGGAUCUCGUCGAGGGGCAAGAAUAUGAGUUUAGAGUAAUUGCCGUUAAUCAAGCUGGCCAGUCAGAGCCAUCUGAGCCAUCCGAAAUGAUAAUGGCUAAGCCACGCUUUUUGGCGCCGAAGAUCAUAACACCACUGCAUGAAGUGCGUAUUAAGGCUGGACUUAUAUUCCACAUCGAUAUCGAUUUCAUUGGCGAACCAGCGCCAGAAGCGAUUUGGACUCACAAAUUCAAUCCAUUAAAGUCGAAUGAAAGAUCGACCAUUACCACAAUAGGACACCACACGGUAGUCCAUACAGUCAAUUGUCUACGCUCCGAUUCUGGUAUUUAUCAUUUGCUAUUACGUAAUGAUUCUGGCAUAGACGAGGGUAGCUUCGAACUAAUUGUUCUGGAUCGUCCCGGUCCACCAGAUGGCCCAUUAGAGUAUGAAGAAAUAACUGCUAACUCUGUUACUAUAUCUUGGAAGCCACCAAAGGAUAAUGGAGGCUCUGAAAUAUCAGCAUAUGUCAUUGAGAAACGCGACUUAACACAUGGAGGAGGUUGGGUGCCAGCCGUUUCCUUUGUUAACGCAAAGUAUAACCAUGCGGUUGUCCCAAGACUUCUAGAGGGUACAAAAUACGAAUUUCGAGUAAUGGCUGAAAACUUGCAGGGACGUUCCGAUCCACUAACAUCGGAGCAACCUGUUGUUGCUAAAAACCAAUACACCGUACCUGGAGCACCCGGAAAACCAGAAUUAUCUGACAGCGAUAAGGAUCAUAUUACUAUUAAAUGGAAACAGCCCAUCAGCAAUGGGGGCUCACCAAUACUUGGCUACGAUAUUGAGCGACGCGAUGUCAAUACUGGUCGAUGGAUUAAAAUCAAUGGUGAACCUGUACCAACAACCGAAUAUAGAGAUGAUAGAGUAUCACCAAAUCAUCAAUAUCAAUACAGGGUGUCUGCUGUUAAUGCAGCAGGAAACAGCAAGCCUUCAGAGCCAUCUAGCACAUUCAAUGCUCGGCCAAUGCGAGAGAAGCCAAGACUCUAUCUGGAUGGCUUGGUUGGCAGACGUAUUAAGGUUCGUGCUGGGGAGCCCGUCAAUGUUAAUAUACCAAUAUCUGGUGCACCAACGCCAACGAUCGAAUGGAAGCGUGGCGAUGUGAAGUUGCCGGAAUCGAAAAACGUCUCAUAUGAUACGAAUUCGGAGCGAACCAUUUUCCGCAUUGACGAUUCUACCAGACAGGACUCUGGGUUAUAUAAAAUUACAGCAACUAACGAAUUUGGCAAAGACUCUGCCGAUAUCGAUGUAGUUGUUGUUGACAAGCCGACGCCACCUGAAGGUCCAUUAACCUACACUGAGACUGCUCCUGAUCACAUUUCAUUGCAAUGGAGUCUACCAAAAGAUGAUGGCGGUAGCGAGAUAACUGGCUAUAUUAUUGAAUUUACCGAGUUCGGUGUUGAUGACUGGAAGCCCGUGCCUGGCUACUGUCCGAAAACUAAUUACACUGUAAAAGGACUUACCGAAGGCAAAAAGUAUGUGUUCCGUGUUAGGGCUGAAAACAUAUAUGGUGUUUCUGAUGCUUUGGAAGGGAAGCCUGUGGUAGCAAAGUCACCAUUUGACCCGCCAGGUGCGCCCUCACAGCCGCAAGUCGUGGCCUAUACGCCCAGCUCAGCAUCUUUGGAAUGGCAUCCACCAGACUAUUGCGGUGGCAAGCCGAUUUCCGGAUAUAUUGUGGAAAGAAGAGAGCGCGGUGGCGAAUGGAUUAAAUGUAAUAACUAUCCAACACCGAACACCAGCUAUACAGUACCCGACUUGCGUGAAGGUGCCCGAUAUGAAUUCCGCGUAAUAGCGGUCAAUGAGGCUGGCCCAGGUAGCCCAUCCAAGCCAUCGGAACCUAUGACCGCUGAACUGCAGCGCUAUCGUCCCGACCCACCCGAACCACCAAAGCCAGAUCGUAUCACAAAGGAUAGUGUCACAUUAUCCUGGCGGCCACCGCGAAACGAUGGCAAAUCCAAAAUCAAAGGAUAUUACUUUGAAAUGCGCCCCAAAAAUUCGAAAGAUUGGAAACCUGUUAAUGACAUACCAAUUCAUUCAACUGUGUUCAGAGUACCGGAUUUAAAGGAAGGCGAAGAAUAUUCGUUCCGAGUCAUUGCUGAAAAUGAUGUGGGCCGCUCAGAUCCUUCGAAGCCGUCACAGCCCAUUACGAUCGAAGAGCAACCAAAUAAACCACACAUGGAUCUAGGAGGUGUUCGCGAUAUUAUUUGCCGGGCAGGCGAUGACUUUAGCAUUCAUGUACCAUACGUGGCUUUCCCAAAACCCACUGCAUCAUGGUACUCAAAUGAUACUGUGUUGGAUGAUGACCAACGUGUGCACCAACACUUAACUGAUGAAGCUGCUUCGUUUGUGGUAAAGAAUUCGAAGCGUUCAGACUCAGGGCAAUAUCGUUUGCAACUUAAGAAUCCAUCAGGCUUCGAUACGGCUACCAUAAACGUAAAGGUUUUGGAUCGACCUGGUCCACCAACUAAUUUACGGGCUGAUGAAUUUGCGGGUGAUUCUUUGACAUUGUAUUGGAACCCUCCAAGAGAUGAUGGUGGUUCCCCCGUUCAAAAUUACAUUAUUGAGAAAAAAGAAGCGCGAUCCUCUACGUGGACCAAAGUAAGCAGUUAUUGUACGGUACCAUUUGUGCGUAUACGUAAUCUUUCAAUUGGUAAAGAGUAUGAUUUCCGCGUUAUUGCCGAGAAUAAAUACGGCCAUUCGGAUCCAGCGAAUACUUCCGAACCCAUUAGAGCAAGACAUCCAUUUGACGUACCAAAUGCACCUGGAAUACCGCGUGGCAUUGACUCUACAGAGGACAGCAUAACCAUUGCCUGGUCUAAGCCCAAGCAUGAUGGUGGAUCGCCAAUUACAGGAUACAUAAUUGAGAAACGCCUGUUGAGCGAAGACAAAUGGACCAAGGCCAUUCAUGCCCUCUGCCCAGAUCUGACUUGUAAGAUACCCAACAUGAUUGAGAAUGCUGAAUAUGAAUUCAGAGUGGCUGCUGUCAAUGCAGCGGGUCAAUCGCCUUUCAGUGCGUCAAGCGAUUUAAUUUAUUGUCGCCGGCCACCACAUGCUCCCAAGAUAACAUCUGACUUAUCAAUCCGCGAUAUGACUGUUAUUGCCGGAGAAGAGUUCCAUAUUACAGUGCCAUACCAUGCGAAUCCUCGACCGGUACCGUCUUGGAAUAUCAAUGGCAUCGAAGUGUCUCCCGAUGAGCGCAUCCGAUUUGAUACUGAUGAUUAUAGCUCCGUAUAUCACAAUAAAUGCGCCAAACGCUCUGAAUCUGGAUCGUAUACAAUUACUUUGGCAAACAGCAAAGGCUCUGACACGGCAUCAUGUCAUGUGACUGUUGUCGACAGACCUGGCCCACCACAAGGUCCAUUAAAUGCCUAUGAUAUUACUCCAGAUACUUGCACACUCGCCUGGAAGACUCCACUCGACGAUGGAGGCUCACCAAUCACAAACUAUGUUGUGGAGAAAUUGGACACCAGUGGAACAUGGGUGAAGGUUAGUAGUUUCGUUCGAAAUACCCACUAUGAUGUUAUGGGUCUGGAGCCUAAUCAUAAAUACCAUUUCCGCGUUCGAGCUGAGAAUCAAUAUGGAUUAUCAGAUCCGCUCGAAAUACCGGAACCCAUUACAGCCAAACAUCAGUUCACUGUUCCCGAUGAGCCUGGCCAGCCCAAGGUAAUUGAUUGGGACUCUGGCAAUGUUACAUUGAUAUGGACUCGGCCUGCAACUGAUGGCGGCUCUCGCAUUCAAGGUUACCAAAUUGAAUACCGGGACAUUGUUAAUGACUCCUCGUGGAAUACGUAUGAGUACUUAAUAAAAGACACAAAAUAUCAAUUGUACAACCUAACGAAUGGUAGCGAGUACGAAUUCCGAAUUAAAGCGAAGAAUGCUGCCGGCUUCAGUAAGCCAUCGCCACCAUCCUUAAGAUUCAAACUGAAGGGCAAAUUUAAUGUACCCGCGCCACCAGGCACUCCGCAAGUAACGAAAGUGGGCAAGAAUUAUGUCGACCUCAAUUGGGAGAAGCCAAUCAGCGAUGGCGGAUCCCGUAUCACGGGUUACAUAAUCGAACGUAGAGAUAUUGGCGGUGCUGUGUGGGUAAAAUGUAAUGAUUACAACGUUUUAGAUACCGAAUUCACUGUCAUCAACCUUAUCGAAAUGGGCGAUUAUGAAUUCCGCAUUUUUGCCAUUAAUGCUGCAGGGCGGUCAGAGCCAAGUCUAUGCACAAUGCCUAUCAAAGUAUGCGAAGUUUUGGGCGGCGAAAAACCAGAUUGGAUAUCGCGAUUGCAGGACAGAAUAGCACCUUCUGGCAAAGAUUUUACAUUGCAAUGUGCUGCCUCGGGGAAACCAAGCCCCACAGCAAGAUGGCUAAGGAACGGAAAGGAGAUACAGAUGCAACCUGGAGGCCGAUUUACAUGUGAUAGUAAAGAAGGUGUUUUUAGGCUACACAUAUCAAAUGUACAAUCCGGCGAUGAUGGUGACUACACUUGCGAGGCAAUUAACUCACUUGGAUUUGUGCAUACGUCUGGAUAUCUUAAAGUAGGCUCCCCGCCGAUAAUAAACAGAUGCCCGAGUGAGUUGUAUCUACCAGAGGGCGAUAAUACAAAGAUCAAGAUCUACUAUUCGGGCGACCAGCCACUUUCUGUGAAGAUAACUAAAAACAACGAGCUUAUCUCCGAUGUGGCUGAUGAAUCACAUUUCAAAUAUACUAUCUUUGAUGAUUAUAUUGUUAUAUUUAUACGUGAUAUUGUUAAAAGUGACGCUGGCAACUACCAAAUCGAGCUCAGCAAUGAUUCUGGAAGUGCCACAGGACAUUUUGAUGCACGUAUUACUGGCCUGCCAUCGGCACCCGUUGGGCCUAUGGGAAUUUCGCACAUUAAUAAGCACUCGUGCACCUUGGCUUGGCGGCCACCAGCUUACGAUGGUGGCCUUAGGAUAACACAUUAUGUGGUCGAACGUAAAGAUAUAACGUCUCCACACUGGAUAACUGUGUCAAGCUCUUGCAAGGAUACAUCGUUUAAUGUGCAGGGCCUACUUGAGAACCAAGAGUAUAUAUUCCGCGUAAUGGCAGUAAAUGAGAACGGCAUUGGGUCACCAUUAGAAGGCUUGAAUCCAAUUCGUGCCAAGGCACCAAUCGAUCCGCCCUCACCGCCGGGCAUUCCAGAAAUCACAGAGAUUGGCGGAGACUUUGUCCAUUUGGAAUGGGCUAAGCCAGAAUCGGAUGGUGGUGCACAUAUUCAAGGCUAUUGGGUUGACAAACGUGAAGUUGGCAGCGAUACCUGGCAACGGGUUAACCCCAUCAUUAGCGCUGCCAACCAAAUUAACUGCCAUAAUCUGAUUGAAGGGCGUCAGUACGAAUUCCGCGUUUUCGCCCAGAACAUCGCUGGCUUAUCGAAGGAAUCAACCGCUUCUCAGGUGGUUAAGAUUGUAGAUCCUAAGGCGGCAACGGCUCCAAUUAUUGUUAAGCCUCUACGCGAUGCAAAUUGCAUACAAAACCACAACGCACAGUUUACAUGCACAAUUACUGGCGUUCCGCGACCAACUAUUACCUGGUAUAAGGGAGCGCGUGAGAUAACAAGCGGAGCUCGCUAUCACAUCUACUCUGAGGGCGACAAUCAUUUCCUCAACAUUAACGAUGUGUUUGGAGAGGACGCUGAUGAAUAUGUUUGCCGUGCUGUUAACAAAGCUGGCGCCAAGUCAACUCGUGCAGCUCUUGCCAUUAUGACUGCACCAAAGUUGAACGUCCCACCACGAUUCAGAGACACUGCAUACUUUGAUAAGGGUGAAAAUGUUGUGAUUAAAAUACCCUUCACUGGUUUCCCUAAGCCACGCAUACACUGGGUCAGAGAAGGUGAAAAUAUCGAAUCUGGCGGUCACUACAAUGUUGAGGUAAAGGAGCGACAUGCCGUGUUGACUAUUCGUGAUGGGUCGCGUUUAGACUCCGGCCCAUAUCGAAUCACAGCGGAGAACGAACUGGGCUCGGAUACAGCUAUAAUCCAAGUUCAAAUAAGUGAUAGACCAGAUCCGCCACGCUUCCCGUUGGUCGAAAGUAUUGGAACAGAUUCGUUGUCCCUGAGCUGGAAGGCUCCCAUCUGGGAUGGCGGCAGCGAUAUUACAAAUUACUAUGUUGAGCGCCGUGAGCAUCCGCUUUCUUCAUGGAUACGUGUAGGCAACACGCGUUUCACAUCAAUGGCUGUUACUGGUUUGACGCCAGGCAAGGAAUAUGACUUCCGAGUUUUCGCCGAUAAUGUCUACGGCCGCUCUGAUGCAUCAGACAUAAGCACAUUGAUCAAAACAAAGGAAUCGAUCAAGAAAAAGCCAGUCGAGCGUAAGUGGGAAUUGGAUGAGAGUGGUAAAAGGAUACGUGGCAAGGCCGACGGCCCAAUUAAAGAUUACGAUUCAUAUGUAUUUGACAUAUACUCGAAAUUUGUGCCACAGCCUGUUGAAAUUUCGCACGAUAGCGUUUACAAUAGAUACGAUAUUCUUGAGGAGAUCGGCAAUGGAGCGUUCGGAGUUGUACACAGAUGUCGGGAGCGUAACACUGGAAAUAUAUUCGCUGCCAAAUUUAUACCUGUAUCGCAUGCUGUUGAAAAAGACCUGAUUCGGCGUGAGAUCGACAUUAUGAAUCAGUUACAUCACCAAAAACUAAUAAACCUACACGAUGCGUUUGAAGACGAUGACGAAAUGGUCCUCAUACUAGAAUUCUUAUCUGGUGGAGAACUAUUUGAGCGCAUUACGGCUGAGGGUUACGUGAUGACUGAAGCGGAAGUUAUUAAUUACAUGCGGCAAAUCUGCGAAGGCAUCCGGCAUAUGCAUGAGAAAAAUAUUAUCCACUUGGAUAUUAAGCCAGAAAAUAUAAUGUGCCAGACUCGCACCAGUACUAACGUCAAACUCAUUGAUUUCGGUUUGGCCACACGGUUGGAUCCAAACGAGGUGGUCAAAAUCACAACUGGCACAGCCGAAUUUGCAGCUCCCGAAAUUGUCAACCGAGAACCAGUUGGAUUUUAUACGGAUAUGUGGGCAACGGGAGUGCUGGCCUAUGUUCUCUUAAGUGGACUUUCGCCAUUCGCUGGAGACAACGAUGUACAGACACUUAAGAAUGUUAAAGCCUGUGAUUGGGAUUUCGAUUUGGAAGCUUUCAAGCACAUUUCCGAUGAGGGUAAAGAUUUUAUACGCAAACUUCUUAUUGCCAGCAAAGAGAAACGAAUGACUGCCCACGAAUGCCUUUUGCAUCCAUGGUUAACGGGAGACCAUAGAGAGCUCAACCAAAAGAUUGCUCGCGAUCGCUAUCUAGCAUACCGCGAGAAACUGAGAAAGAAGUACGAGGACUUUGGAAAAUAUCUACUGCCGAUUGGUCGCUUGUCUGAGUAUUCAUCACUGCGAAAACUUCUAAUGGAAAAAUAUAAAAUGCAUGAUGCCGUGUUCGAUCGUCGACAAGCUGCUCCACGAUUUGUCAUUCGGCCGUCAUCGCAGUUCUGCUAUGAAGGCCAAAGCGUUAAAUUCUAUUGCCGAUGCAUUGCGAUCGCCACACCCACACUUACUUGGUCACACAAUAAUAUUGAACUGAGACAGAGCGUUAAGUUCAUGAAACGGUAUGCUGGAGACGACUAUUACUUUAUUAUUAAUCGAGUGAAACUUGAUGAUCGUGGUGAAUAUAUAAUACGAGCCGAAAACCACUAUGGUUCCAGAGAAGAAGUUGUUUUCCUCAAUGUACAUCCACUGCCAAAAGAACAACCAAGAUAUCGAACCGAAUCAACACCUGUUCGCCGGCGUGAACCCUUGCCUUACACAUUCUGGCAGGAGGAAUCCGAGUCGGCGCCCAGUUUUACAUUCCUACUACGUCCACGCGUCAUGCAAGCCCGUGACACAUGUAAGCUUCUCUGUUGUCUAAGUGGCAAGCCAGUUCCCACUGUUAAAUGGUACAAGGACGGUCGUGAGCUGAAUAAAUAUGAGUACGCUAUGACCCACUCAGACGGUGUUGUCACAAUGGAAAUAAUUGAUUGCAAGCCCUCAGACUCUGGCAAAUACACCUGCAAGGCAACAAAUUGUCAUGGAACAGAUGAGACAUCGUGCGUCGUAAUUGUUGAAGGAGAAUGGGUUACGCCUGAGCAGGCAGAACUUGCACACAACUUCCUUUACUCAGGAGAUCGCAAGUAUAUAGAGCAGCACUUCAAGCCAACACCACCCCCGAUUAUAACAACCCGCCAGUUUACAUCAUCAGCUACUUCCAGCAACUCGCAGCAGACAUCAAGCACUAGAACGACAUCGGAUGGCAAGACUGUCAUCACCAAUUCAAGUUCCUCAACACAGAAUAGCAUUUCAAGCAAAAAGAAAUAUGCGGCUAGUAGCUUACAGGCACCCGGCAGCCCAUCACGAUCUCGUAGUGCCACCAAAGAGCUGAUACUACCUCCCGACGAUUCCUUAAUGUGUAAACCGGAGUUUACAAAGCCACUUCAUGAUUUGACAAUACGCGAUGGCGAGCAGUUGCUGUUGACUUGCCACGUAAAAGGCGAUCCGGAACCACAAAUAACGUGGUCCAAGAAUGGCAAAUCGAUAUCCUCGUCCGAAAUAAUGGAUCUUAAAUACAAAAACGGCAUCGCAACGCUCACUAUUCAUGAAGUCUUCCCCGAAGAUGAAGGAGUCUUUUCAUGCACGGCAACAAACUCGAUUAGCUCAGUCGAAACAAAGUGCAAGCUAACAAUUAAACCUUUGGAUAAGCUGUCAAGCAAACGUAUCCCAACUGGCAGUGACAAGCCACCAAAAAUAGUUAGCCACUUGGAAUCAAGAUUUGUAAAGGACGGGGAUGCGGUAACAUUGGCUUGUCGCAUUAUUGGCGCUGACCAUUUUGAUGUCGUUUGGCUGCACAAUAAUAAGGAAAUAAAGCCAAGCAAGGACUUCCAAUAUUCGAAUGAGGCAAAUAUCUAUCGUCUACAAAUCGCCGAAAUCUUUCCCGAAGACGGCGGCACCUAUACAUGCGAGGCCUUUAACGACGCUGGCGAAUCGUUCAGUACUUGUACAAUUAAUGUCAAUGUACCUGGAGACGAACCCAAGGUGCCGACAUUUGUUAAAUUCCCAGUUUCCGUUUCGGUUACAGAGGGAGAAAACGCCACUUUCGAAUGUGAAUCCGAUGGCGAGCUGAUUAACUUGGAUUGGCUGAAGGACGGAAAACCCAUAGAUGAAGCACGCUCCCGAUACUCAUUUACUAAGGAUGGCAAUCGCUAUAAGUUCGCAGUAAAUAAAUGUACCUUAGAUGAUGUGGGGCAAUAUCAGGCAAAGGCUGUGUCCAAAAAGGGUGAAAGCUUGUGUGCAUUUUCGGUAAAUGUCUUGAGCUCCGAGGCCUAAGCUACGUUUAACUUUGAAAAUUUACGAACAUCAUCAUAAUAUAUACCCAUACAAAUUCUAUUCAGAAUUGUGUGCAAAAAACGAAAAAAAAAAAAAUAAUCAUAAUAAAUAUUAGACUGGUCAUCAAAUAUAUAUCAUCUUAUAAGUAUUCAUUCUUCGCACACGCACAUGCAUAUAUAUUUAUUUUUGAAAAUUGAAGAGCAACAAACACUUGGGAGUGCAGGAAAUGUAAUACUAGCAGAGAUAGUAAUUUUAGCUCUCUUAUGAUCGUAUAUUACCUAACUAUUACAUAUAUGUACUUUAGAGAUAAACGAAAUUCUUCUGUUGCCAAACAUACUUACACAUAAGCAAAAUGUACAAUAUUUUAUAAUUUUUACAAUUGUAUCCAUUUAUUUACGUUCAUUUAUAAUGUAUGUGUGCACUGUUUUUAUUUGGCAUUUUGAUAAACUCACUGACAAACAGUUAACUGAAACAGCUAACCAACUGACCAACUGUCAACUGUGCCACUUUAUUGACUGCUGGCAUCCUCACUGAACAUCUACAAAUACACAAAAGUCAUUCAAGUGGCCCAGUUUCGGUUCGGUUUGUAUUCGGCUGCAUCAUACGACUUGCGAUAGACCUCACCUAUAUACACAUACAUACAUAUUGUGCGAAGUACUUGCAAAAAAUAAAUCUGAUUCUUGAACUAUGUAUGUGAA